UCUGUCUGUCAAAUAAAUGAAAUCUUCUAUAGAAAAACAUUGUUUCUAUAUAAAAAACAUUUUUUAAAAAUUUUAUUACUUGGGAGACAGUAAAAGUGAGAGAGAUCAGAGAUGGAGAGGCAGAGGGAGAAGCGGACUCCCUGGCUGAGCAGAGAGCCUGAUGCAGGGCUCAAUUCCAGGACCCUGAGAUCAUGACCGGAGCCGAAGGCAGAGGCUUAACCAACUGAGUCAUCCAGGUACCCCUACAAGUUAAAAUUUACAUAAAUAUUUACUUUAGGUAAAAAUCUCUCAUGCCUGCUUUGAAGAGUAUUCUUUUUCCCUUUCCUUUUUUGCCUCUCUUUGCCCCUCUAUGUUCAUAACCUCCUAUAGACAUCCAGUAACCUAUAUUAACUUCCUGGGUGUUUGCCCUGUAUUUUUUUUCUCUGUGCUCAUAUAGUUACAUGUGUAUACCUCAUAUACAUAUGCAUGCAUAUAUAUUUACAUUUAUAGCAUUUUAUUUUAUUCUGAGAUAAAAUCGUACAUUGAAUCUAUGGAUCCAUUAAUUUUUUUUAAAGAUUCUAUUUAUUUAUUUGACAGACAGGAAUCACAAGCAGGCAGAGAGGCAGAGAGAGAGAGAGAGGGAAAGCAGGCUCCCCGCUGAGCAGAGAGCCUGAUGUGGGGCUCGAUCCGAGGACCCUGAGACCAUGACCUGAGCCGAAGGCAGAGGCUUUAACCCACUGAGCUACCCAGGCGCCCCUGUAUCAAUUAAUAUGGGGGAGAAUUGACAUCUUUACAAAUACUGUUUUCCAAUUCCUGAGAGUGAUCUAUCCCAUAAUUAAUUUAUAUAAAUAGAGGAGUUUGUGUAUGUGUAUUUGGCAUUAUGUCUCUCCUUGAAACUCUGUCCUUUGGUUUUAGUGACACUGUACUCAUGGUUCCCCUCCUCCACUUUGGUCAUUUCUCGUUUUUAUUUGUAAACUUAUUUUCCUAUACUGGUCCUCAGUGUUCUGUCAUUGGCUCACUUUGUCUUGUCCCUAAGUGACUUCUGUCUAUUCAGUGAUUAUUCACAAAUGUUUAAAUGUUUAUCUCUAGUUUGUACCUUUCAUUGUUGUUCUUAUUCUCUAGACCCAAAUACCUUCUGGACAUUUCCACUUUUGCCAUUCAACUUUGUUGGAUAAAUCUAAAACCUUUUUAAUUACAAUUUUUGGCACUGAUGUCCUUAAAAAAAUCUUGCUGUACUUCAAAGUUAUAAAAUGUUAUAUUUUAUUCUAAUACUUUUGUAGUUGACUUUUUUACAUUUAAUACUUUAUUCCACCUGGGAUUUAUUUUAUGUCUGGAGAGAUAACUAGAGAAAAUGUAAUGAUUCUAUGUUUUUUUCUCUUGUUGUUGUUUUUUUUUUUUUUAAGGUUUAUUUAUUCGUUUGAGAGAGAGAGAGUGAGGAAGGGGUUGAGGGAGAGGGAGAGAAAGAGAAUCUCCAGCACAUUCCUGGCUGAGCACAGAGCCUGACAUGGGGCUUGAUCCCACAACCCUACAGCCCUAGAUCAUGACUUUAGCAGAAGCCAGGAGUCAGACUCUCAACUGACUGAGCUACUCAGGCUCCCCUCUCUUGUUUUUAUGAGUUGAUAUUCAUCUAUUCUUUUUCACUAAAUGUCCAUUUUAUAGGUUAGUGAGAGUACUUUUGACUAAGUAUUAUGAGGGCUGGACGAAGUAUAUCUUGUUCAUUGUUGGAUUCCCUGGCAUUUAGGACAAUGCCUAGGUGAUAGUAAGAUUUAGUCAACAUUAUUUAAUGAAUGAAUUAUGGAAGGGGAAAAUACUUUCAUUACUGGUUUUAACUUAGUAAUGCUUUCCUGUUUUUUUCUCUAUAUAUCUUUAAUAUCAGGAAAUCUGCAUCUUAGAAGUCUUUAACCAAUCAAACAUUUUAAUCUCAUCAAACUUUGCAAAACAUUCUUUUUCUCUUCAGGGUAAACCAAAUAACUUAUUCGUGUCAGCUAUGCUUUGAUUCUUUCCUAGAUCACAAGCUUACUAGAGAAGCAGUUUAUAUUCACUUUUCUUCUAAGUUAACAAAGCUUUUAUGAAAACAUGCUGUUGCAGAUGUGGUUUUGUGGAUAUAAUCACAUGUCUGUUACUGUUUCUGUGUCUGCUUAAUUUUUACUGCUACGCUGUGCCUGUUCCAGAGGGUUUAUUUGGCUGAUUUGUUUUCUUUACUUGCAAUGGGAGUUAUGUAUAAUACAUAAUGAGGAUCUACUUGUUUUUUUUGUUGAUGAUUAUCUCAGCGAUAAGGUCAAGGAACUGAAUUAAAAUGGAAUGACAAUUCAUCCCACCAUUAUUUAAUGAUACCUUCUGUGUGCAAAGAACAAAAUGCUGUGGAAUAUGUCUCUGUCUGCAAAGAGUGUAUCUUUCCACAAAGAGACAUUAGUCUCAUACCAUGGGGGACUGGAAUUUAUUGGGUGGCAUCCUAGAGGAAGUUCACUCCCAUUCAACUAUAGUGGGGAAAAUCUGGCUGACCAUUCUCUUCAUUUUCCGAAUGCUGGUACUCGGUGUGGCUGCUGAAGAUGUCUGGGAUGAUGAACAGUCAGCCUUUGCCUGCAAUACCCAGCAGCCCGGUUGCAAAAAUAUCUGUUAUGAUGAUGCUUUCCCUAUCUCUUUGAUCAGGUUCUGGGUUUUACAGAUCAUUUUUGUGUCUUCUCCUUCUCUGGUGUAUAUGGGCCAUGCACUUUAUAGACUCAGGGCCUUUGAGAAGGAGAGGCAGAAGAAAAAGUCACACCUCCGAGUCCAGAUGGAGAAUCCAGAGCUUGAACUGGAGGAGCAACAAAGGAUAGAUAGAGAGCUGAAGAGGUUAGAGGAGCAGAAGAGAAUCCAUAAAGUUCCUCUGAAAGGAUGUCUGCUGCGUACUUAUGUCUUACACAUCUUGACAAGAUCUGUGAUGGAAGUAGCAUUCAUGAUAGGCCAGUAUAUUCUCUAUGGGUUUCAAAUGCAUCCCCUUUACAGAUGCACUCAGCCCCCUUGCCCUAAUGCAGUGGAUUGCUUUGUAUCCAGGCCCACAGAGAAGACAAUUUUCAUGCUCUUUAUGCACAGCAUUGCAGCCAUAUCUUUGUUCCUCAAUGUACUGGAAAUAUUUCAUCUUGGAAUUAGGAAAAUUAUGAGGGCACUUUAUGAGAAAUCCAGCAAUGAGGGCAUUGAGAAGGAAAGUGGCACCCCAUUCCAUUUGAAAAAAUAUUCAGUGGCCCAGGAGUGUAUAAUUUGCUCUCCCUUGCCUAAAAGAAUCUCUCUACUUCAAGCCAACAAUCAACAGCAAGUCAUUCGAGUCCAUGUGCCGAAGUCUAAAACCAUGUGGCAAAGCUCACAGCCCAUGCAACUUGAAGUAGACCCUUGCUGUGUUAAAAAAGAGUGGGUUGAGAAGGAUCAGCACAGUGGACAGCUCCAUGUCCACAGCCCUUGUCCCUGGGAUGAUGGCGCUCAGAUUCAGCACCCUAGACAGCAAACACGCCUUUCCUGUGUCCGUCAAAACGGCAACUCCCACUCCUGGCUAGGUACAGAGACAGAUCCUAGAUACGGCCCAUCCUAUGCAACAGGAGCCUGGGAGCAGUCCCAGGAUCGACGAACCUCAGGAGAGCCUCUCACAGAUUUGCACAGUUACUGUAGAGACAGCGAUAGCAGUGUGAGAAAGAGUGGGAUCUGGACAGACAGAUCUCACCCGGGCAGUCGCAAGGCCAGCUUUCUGUCCAGAUUGCUGUCUGAAAAGGGACAGUUGCACAGUGACUCAGGAAGCUCCAGUUCUCGGAAUAGCUCUUGCUUGGACCUUCUGCACCGGGAAAAUAGCCCCUUGCCUCUGCCUUCAGCCACUGGGUAUAGAACAUCAAUGAACAUGCUUCUAGAACUUUCAUCUAUUAUGAAAAAAUAAUUCAUGCGUGGGGACAGAAAAAUGGACCGAGGAGCAGCCGGCAUCUGUGGCAGAAAAGUUGCACUUUUGAUAGCUUAAACUGUGAGAAGAACUGUGGGAACCAUUCCCUCCACAGAGACACCCACUGGGCAAUGGGUGUGUACAGGGUGGCCCCAGCUGGGCCCACCUGCACAGGAGAUUCUCCUCUGAUGGGGCUGGAUGGACCUCUCAUGCCCCACCUGGCCUCACUACCAGUGCUGUGUCAGGCAGGAGGAGGCAGGGAGGAAGUGUGCACCAGGAGAGAAAAUCUCGGGAGGUGGCAAUGAGGUGUGGAGAUAUGAAGAGGCAUGAGCUGUUCCACAGUGAGUUGGUAGAAGAGCCAGUGAAGACCAGGUGGAUGAAAAUGAUGCUGGGGCCAAGUCCAAGUGGGUACCACCAAGGGGCACACCAGAUUCCAGGUGCUUAAGAUGCAUCAGCUCUACCUUGUACAGCUGUGGAAGAUUAUUGUUGAUCCCCACUUUAUAGAUCAGAGGAAGCUCAAAGAGACUGAGGAACAUGCCCCACAGCUAAAGGUCGCGUGGCUGAAGUAUCUGCUCUACAGAUGGAUACAAACCCGGAUCUCGCUGCUCCAAGGCUCGGGUUCCUGCCAGGAAGCGUUGAAGCUGUGCGCUCCCUGGCCGUGACAGUCCGCAGCCCCUGGGCAACAAUUGAUUUGCAUAGCUGCCUGUCCAACUAGCCUAUGGAAGCUAUAAGGAUAAGGGCCGUGCAUUUUAAAUCUUGGAUGCCCAGCUCGCAGUACAGUGUUAGUUGAAUGAAUGUUUGUUUCUGUAUGGAUGCCAAAGACAAUAUAUGACCUUUCAACUCUC
Molecule: messenger RNA, 4722 nt
Organism: Mustela lutreola (European mink)
Lineage: Eukaryota; Metazoa; Chordata; Mammalia; Carnivora; Mustelidae
Gene: GJA10
Product: gap junction protein alpha 10
Exons: 4
Coding region: 2402-3877 (491 amino acids)
Biological process (GO): cell communication
Cellular component (GO): connexin complex
Source: RefSeq, a predicted model, not a curated record